Tribolium madens (black flour beetle) is the source of this 3598-nucleotide messenger RNA. Its product is annotated as importin-4-like. Bases 154 to 3417 code for a protein of 1087 amino acids. Gene Ontology annotation, molecular function: nuclear import signal receptor activity; small GTPase binding. The record is from RefSeq and is a predicted model, not a curated record. Lineage: Eukaryota; Metazoa; Arthropoda; Insecta; Coleoptera; Tenebrionidae. Gene Ontology annotation, biological process: protein import into nucleus. The transcript is spliced from 10 exons. Gene Ontology annotation, cellular component: cytoplasm; nucleus.
UCCAUAUGAUUCACAUCAAUUAUCCCAGCCCCAACCCAAUUUUUUUCACAUUUUAGCAUACCACAAUCCACUGGUGCGUAAUUCGUCCAUACCACAACCGGUAUUAAACUAAUUUCAUUUAAUAGUGUAUGUCAUUCAUUAAAAUCAGUGACGAUGGAGGAAAUUCUAUCUAAACUACUCGUGGCCAACAGUAAAGUCAUUCAACAGGGCACCAAAGAACUAAAGGAAGCUUUCAAAAAACCAGAAGCGAUUCCCGCCCUUUGCGAAGUGAUUGUUUCCUCCUCAAAUCCCCAAAUUAGACAAUCAGCUGCGGUGCUGCUUCGAAGAAAACUCGGCAAAAAACGACAAUGGAAUAAACUGGACGCAGAAACAAGAAAUAGAAUUAAACAAGGGAUGCUACAAGCCCUUGUCAAUGAACAGGAAAAGUUAGUCAAAAACGCAAUUGCACAGUUUAUUGGCAUUCUAGGCAAACAUGAGUUUCCGGAAAACACGUGGCCGGAAGUCUUGCAAUUUAUACACACUUUGUGCAGCAGCGACAAUCUCUUCGACCGAGAGUUGGGGAUGUACACCUUGUCUAUAAUGACUGAAAUCUCGCAAGGCUCUUACAUAACCCAUGCAGAUUCUUUUGCGGUGCUUUUUACGAAUAUUUUGAACACUCUUCCUGAGUUGAAUUCGAAUCUAGGAUACUAUACAGUGGUGACUAUGAACAAUUUAGUGUCUGUAAUAGGUGGACAUCAGCAAAUGGUAAACGUUUAUCAUAAUUUACUCCCCCGUGUGUUAGAAAUAAUCAACGCAUUUGCUCAAGAAGACGAAAAACGCGCUUGCGAACUAUUUGAAAUCCUCGAAGAGUUGAUUGAGUUUGCUGUUGCUGUGGUGGUACCACAUGUACGACUGAUUGUAGAAAUGUGCCUUCGUAUCGGUAGUGACAACACCAAACCCACAACAGUCCAAAUUAAGGCAAUUAGUGUUGUGGGUUGGUUAAUUAGGUCCAAGGGCAAGGUUAUACAAAAAAAUAAACUCGUCGAACCGAUUAUCAAUGUUUUGAUACAAUUGAUGGCACAACAGCCUGAUGACGACGUCAACGAGGAGUACUUCCUAGGGGAUCCUGACCAAUUCACGUCCAUUACUAUAGCCACUCAAACGCUGGAUUUAAUCGCUUUGCAUAUACCAUCAGAGAAGGUUGUCCCCUAUUUACUGACCAGAGUGGAACCAGCGUUACAAGGGAACGAUAUUUACGCCCAAAAAGCGGCCUAUUUGGCCCUAGCUGUGCUCGCAGAAGGAUGCUCAGAACGGAUAAGACACAAAUAUUUAGAACCGUUUCUCAAGUGCGUUUGUAAUGCGAUUCACAAUCCGAAUGCAGUGGUCAGGAAUGCGGCGUUUUUCGCACUAGGACAAUUCGCCGAACAUUUACAACCCGAAAUCAGCCAAUACGCUGCCGAACUCCUGCCAGUCCUCUUCGAAUACUUGGGUCAGGUUUUCGCCCAAAUGGAAAAAGAUAAAUCGGAAUCGGCCAGUCUGGAUCGUCUUUUCUACGCCUUGGAGACAUUCUGUGAAAAUCUCGACGAGGGUUUAAUGCCCUACUUACCAACCCUAAUGGACCGUUUAUUCGUCGCACUUGAUCCAAACGGAUGGUCCCUGAAACUGAAACGAAUCGCUUUAAGCACUCUCGGCUCCGCCGCUAGUGCUGUAAAAGAGGGCUUAUUGCCUUACUUCCCCAAAAUAAUUGAAGUGCUCAAUGUGUACAUCAACGCCGAUCCGAAUAUAGAAAUUCACCAAAAUCAGAGCUAUGCCAUUGAGGCCCUCGCCGUGAUUGCGCAAUUCAUCGGUGUUGAGAAUUUCAAGCCAUUGGCGGGCGAGUCUUUGCAACUCGGAUUGAGAAUUUUGGAAGAAACUGAUGAUCCUGAUGUUAGAAAAAGUGUUUAUGCGUUAUUUGCAGCUCUUGCGAUUGUGAUGAAAGAGGAAAUAAGUCCAGUUUUACCGAAAAUAGUCGAACAAAUGAUCAAUAGUAUACAAAGCAGUGAAGGGAUUGUCACACAUUACGAAGACGAAGAAAAGGAAGAUUUAGACGUUUAUGCCGAUCUUUCAGACGACGAUGAAGAAGAAGAGGAAGAUAUUGAUACAGUAUCAUCUAGUAGUGCCGAUUCGACUCAUUGUCGCUACUCAGUCGAAAAUUCCUAUAAUGAAGAAAAAGAACAAGCUUGUCUGGCACUUAGGGAAAUUUGCAUCAACACUGGGAAUGCGUUUUUGCCAUAUAUCGAGAAGAGUUUUGAGGAGAUUUUCAAAUUGAUAAAUUACCCACAAGACGACAUCCGGAAAGCUUCAGUCGAAGCCCUCCUCCAAUUCUGUAUCGCAUUACACAAAAUUCACUCAAAUGAAACCAAACAAGCUCUCUAUAAAGCAUUACAAAUGUUUGUACCGAAAUGUGCCGAACUUAUCCGAACUGAUGAGGAACGCGGUGUUGUCAUGUGUUGUUUAGACGCUUACGCCUCCUUACUUGACGAAGUCAAAAGUGACGUUUUGGUGGGGGAGGGUCAUCGGGAGGCUAUCAUGAACUGCGUCAUUGACGUCCUUACGUUAAAAACAAUGUGUCAAGACACGGAUUUAGAUGUUAAUCCUGAAAACACUGAUGAUGAAACUGAAGCUGAACAAGACGAAUUGUUGUUGGAAUCGGCCGGUGAUGUGAUUCCGAAAUUCGGGGCGGCGAUCACCCCCGACGAUUUUCUCCUCUACUUCCCCAAUGUGCUUCAAUUGUUGACACAGAGAACUAAAAAACAGCACAGUGUGAGUCAGCGUUCGUUCGCGUUCGGUACUUUAGCCGAAUGCAUGAAGUCGCUCGAUGUGUACGUCGAGAAGUUCGUCCCCCAUUUGUUGCAUUUGUGGCUCACUGGGGCGAAAGACGCCGCCGAUGAGGUGCGAAAUAACGCGAUUUUCGGCCUUGGCGAGAUGAUUUUGCACGGGAAGGAGCGGAUUUUCGGGUAUUUCCCCGAUGUGCUCCAGGCGCUGUCCACGGCGGUGGCUAAGGAGGCACACGCGGGGACUCUAGACAACAUUUGUGGGGCUUUGGCCAAGAUGAUUAUUGUCAAUCCGGGCGGGGUUCCCCUGGACCAGGUGCUCCCGGCGUUCCUCCAACGGCUGCCCCUCCGCGACGACUACCAAGAGAACGAAGCGGUGGUCAAGUGUUUCUUCACGUUGUACCAACAGGGGAAUCCCAUUCUUCGCGAGCAUUUGGCGAGUGUUAUCAAAAUUCUAGUGCAAGUGUACGAAAAGAAACAAUAUCCUAAUGAUGAAACCAAAAAUAUUCUAGUGGAACUUAUCAAGACUAUAAAUAGGGAUUUUAGUGAAGAAUUUGGGAAUACAGUGUCUUCCUUAGGACCAGAAGUGACUAAAUCGUUGCAAAAUUUGUUUGCUACUUCGUAAGACCAAAACCUUAAUUCCUGUCCUGGCAAUCUCAGAAGUUUUUUUUUUUUUUGGGACAUGUGUUAAUGUUUUUUGUUGAAUCAUAUUUUUGUUUAUUUAUUGUAUCUGUGUACCGACUAUAAUAAUGCAUCUUAAGAGUUUUAAAGUGAUUACUACCGUUUUUAAUAAAAAAUUGCUUCGA